Molecule: messenger RNA, 5835 nt
Organism: Hypanus sabinus (Atlantic stingray)
Lineage: Eukaryota; Metazoa; Chordata; Chondrichthyes; Myliobatiformes; Dasyatidae
Product: carcinoembryonic antigen-related cell adhesion molecule 1-like
Exons: 5
Coding region: 394-1161 (255 amino acids)
Source: RefSeq, a predicted model, not a curated record
CAUCCAUCGCAACGCUGCCAACAUCUCCGCUGUAUACAUUCCUAACUUAUUAGAUAUUCUUCUGUUGAUUCCAAUUUCUUUUGCUGGCAUAGCCACCCCAACGAAACAAACUGACUAGUCGUGCUGGCAUCUCAUGAAGAACACUUGUGUGGUAACAGUUUAAAAAGCCAAUCACAAACAAGUCGGAAGUUCCCUUAUUUGCAACAGUGGCCUGAUCCUUGACGACCAAUAGGCACUUCUCCGCUGCCAAUUAGGCUCGUGUUCUUCGGAUGAAAGUCUUUAUUCGCCUCAGGUGGUUCAGUUGUUAACAAGUUUAAUUUGUUAAUUUUUAAAUGUUCGACUUUUUCACUCUACCGAUACCGGACGGACUAGAUUUCGGCCUCACAUGACAGCAUGUCCCGCAUCUGCAGAUUUUCUCGCCUUUGUAAAGCCCCCUCGAUGCCGUGGCUCGCUCUUCACCUGUCACUGUGCGUGUGUAUCGCACUCCCUCCUGGAGCCGAACAGGAACGGAUGAAUGGAAUGAUUGGUUCAUCAGUGUUACUGGAUCCUAAAGUCAAAGCUGAUCCCAGCAAGCAGGAAAUAAUUUGGACAUUCAUCGCCAGGCACAGAAGCCCGCUCACGAUUUUGCAUCACAUCCCGGAUUACGGGAAGUGGGCAGAGCCCAGUGAGCAGUUCAGAUCACGUUUACAAUUUAUUCCAUCCAACGGCUCUCUGAUGAUAAAUGGAUUAAAGGUCGGGGACCAAGGAGAUUACAGCUUCAUGGCAGCUGAUCGUACACUAAAAAUAAUACAGCUGUUCCUCUUCCGUCCUCUGUCAGAGGAUCUGAUCGUCAUCAAUACCACCUUCAUCGGUUCCACCAUCCUGCUCACCUGUAAGGUCGAUGGGGAUCCUCUUGAGUAUCAGUGGUGGAAAAAUGGAGUCCAAGUCUGCUAUAAUGCCCAGAUGAGAGAUGGCAACAGGACUCUCCUGAUCCAGAAUGAUACAUGGCUCGAGAGUACUACGUACGUGUGUGUGGCACACAAUCCAGUCAGCUCCGUCAGGAAGGAUUACAUCCUGACAAGACCUGAGGUGGCAUUUGGCAGCAGCCUUAUAAUCUUGAACAAACAUUUCACAGUGAUUGGAUGUGGACUAGUCUGGUAUCUGAUGUCAUCUGGAACGUAGGACUUUUAAUGCCAUCAUCCCUUGAAAGCGAAUCAAUAAACGCCAGGACCUGGGUCUGAAAACCCGCUUGUUCAAUUGGAUCCUGGAUUUCCUCACAGACGAGAGAACCUGCAGAUGCUGGAAAUCUGAGCAACAUGGAGGAACUCAGCAGGCCAGGCAGCAUCGACGGAAUAAAGGACAGUGGACAUUUCGGGCCAAAACCCUUUGACAGGACUGGAAAAAAUGCUGAGUUGUUUAUUUAAAAGGCUGUGGGGGGAGGGAAGGGAGAAACACAAGGUGAUAGGUGAAACUGGGAGGGAGAGGUGAAGUAAGGAGCUGGGAAGUUCAUUGGUGAUAAAUACAGGGCUGGAGAAGGGGGAGUCUGAUAGGAGAGGACAGAAGGCCAUGGAAGAGAGAAAAGGGGGAAAGAGCACCAGAGGGAGGCAAUAAGGAGACAAGGUGAGAGAGAGAACAUGGGAUGUGGUAUGGUGAAGGAGUGGGGAGGAAAAUUACCAGGAGUUUGAGAAAUCGAUGUUCAUGCCAUCAGUUUGGUGGCUACCCAGAUGGAACAGACAGACAGACAUACUUUAUUGAUCCAGAGGGAAAUUGGGUCUCAUUACAGCUGCACCAACCAAGAAUAGUGUAUAAAUGUAGCAAUAUAAAACCAUAAAUAAUUAAAUAAUAAUAUGAUAGUCAUAAGUUAACAUAAGGUGUUGUUCCUCAAACCUAAUUGCUUCCAGUAAUGCAGCAACCCCCUUCACCAUUCCCCAUCCCAUUUUAUCUCUCAUCUUAUCUCCUUGUCCAUCCGUCGCGUAUGAAGGUUUGAGAUCAGAGGCUUUCUUCUAGAUGAGCUGCCAGCCACAGCUGAUGAGCCCCAUCUGCCUGAAGUAACUGGUUUUAUGCACCAGUAGCCCACCUUUGCGUUUCCUGUCAGUAGAAACAGUUCUGCAGGGCUUAUCAGCUAAGCACAUGUAAAGGCCAGGAGCGGGACUUGGUUGUCAGAGGCUAUUUGAAGCACACACCAUUGGGAGCUUAUCUCCAAUACCCUCCUCCACCAUCCUUGACGACAAUAACUACAUUAAGGAACCCUUGCUAUGACCACCAUAAUCAUUAAUUCAAUAAGUCCCCCAUUGUCACUACUCAACAAGUACCUGGAGCCAGGUCUGUUUAUCUAUCCACACAAUAGUCAAGGGCAAGUGCAAUCUCCAUGGCAAUUCACAUGGCUGUAGACCACAUGGACAAUACAAACAAUAAAAAGUCAUCAACUAGCUCAGAAUUUAACACCGUGAUUUCCACAAUCCUGAUUGAUAAGUUACAGAACCAGGGUUUCUGUACCUCCAUCUGCAAUUAGGUCCUCAAUUUUCUAACCAGAAGACCACAAUCUGUAGAUUGCUGAUGAUCAACACUGGUGCACCUCAGGGGUGAGUGCUUAGCCCACUGCUCUAUGCUCUAUAUACCUAUGACUGUGUGUCUAGGCGUAGAUCAAAUACCAUUUAUAAAUUUGCUGAUGAUACAACCAUUGUUGGUAGAAACUCAGGUGGUGAUGUGUGGGUGUACAGAAGUGAGAUGUGCCAACUACUGGAGUGGUGUCAUAGCAACAACCUUGCACUCAAUGUCAGGAAGAUGAAGGAGCUGACUGUGUACUUCAGGAAUGGUAAGAUGAAAGAAUGCAUACCAAUCAUAGAGAGAUCAGAAAUAGAGUGAGCAGUUUCAAGUUCCUUGGUGUCAAGAUCUCUGAGGACCUAAUCUGGUCCCAACAUAUCGAUGCAGUUAUAAAGAAAGCAGGACAGUGACUAUAUUUCAUUAGGAGUUUGAAGAGAUUUGGUAUGUCAACAAAAACACUCAAAAACUGCUGUAAAAGUACUGUGGAGAGCAUACUGACAAGCUGGACCACUGUCUGAUAUGGGGGGUGAAAUGAUACUGCACAGGACCGAAAGAAUCUGCAGAGGGUUGUAAAUUUAGUCAGCUCUAUUCAGGAACAGCUCCUUCCCCUAUGCCAUCCAAUUCCGGAAUGGAAUUUGAAUGCAUGAACACUAUUUUAAUAUAUAUUUCUAUUUUUGCACAAUGUUUAAUCUAUUUAAUGUACACAUACUGUAAUUGAUUUACUUAUUUUUCUUCUGUAUUAUGUAUUUCACUGUUCUGCUGCUACUAAGUCAAUAAAUUUCACAGCACAAGCUGGUGAUAAGAAACCUGAUUCUGGUUCCUUUUCUGCUGCUGCUUCCUGCCUGUCCCCAAAGUCCUGGGCAGCUUCUGGAGUUUUGCUCUGCCAAGUCAUUGUCUGCACUGCAAUCUCUUUCUUUGCUCUCACACACAGCAAGUGGAACUUUCCUGAUCAGAUCAUACCUGUCAUAUACAAUUCCUUGCUGGUGUGAAACUCACAGAGUAAACAGUAUAUCUUUACUCAGAGAAUGGCGGAUGCCUGCAAUGCACUGCCUCAUACGGUGGUAGAGGCCAAUACAUUAGAGACUUUAAAGGGAUGUUUAGACAGGCACAUGGAUGUGAGGAAGGUGGAGGGAUAUGGACAUUGUGUAGGGAGGAGGGACUAGUGUUCGGGUGUUUUUGAUUUGCUUUUUAGCUGGUUUGGCACAACACAGGAUUUCAUUUAAGGUCAAACCCACUAACACAUGGUGGAUCAGCCAAGAUUAGUAACUAACAAGACAGUGGGACUCCGAAUUACACCCAACAACCAAUAUCCAAGGCAUGCAGGUGUGUGGUCAAGAGGUCAUGAUCUUGGUUAUUGACCCCAGUCCCAUAAAUUCUCACAGAAUUAUCAAAUCUGAGGAAGGAGGCCUGAUUGCCAUCUCCCUCAGCUGCUGGAUCAGGACUCCCCCUGACUGAAUUCCACUUGGAGGCAGUCAUGAGGAGGAGGAGACAGGACCUACCCUGUUACAUAGUCCUGAAGGACACAUCUGUUCGUGGGGCAACAGAAGGCAUGCAAACAGCCAGAGAACGUAAUCAAUGUGAUGAACACAACAAUGUGAAGUCCAAAUGCAGUCCAUUUCCAAAACUCUGUCAAGUCCAGAAAUGUAAUGAUUAGAGACCUGAUAAUCUGAGAGGAUUGGAAAUUUUAUCAAAUUAACUAUCUGUUCCUCACCUGUAUUUUUCUGUAAAGAGACUGGCUUUGAAAUGGAGAAUGUUAGAAACCAAAAAAAAGGGAUUGAACUUGGAGCAAAGAUCCCACAGUAAUGGUCAGCAAUUCACUCAGUGCUAAUCAGGAAACUAAACUAAUGAGAUGCAGUGAUCCCAUUCCCAAUACUGACGUUCAUGCUUCUUACACAGCUUCUGGGCAUAUAGAAGUUGGUAGGCAGAGUGGGCAUUUGUAUUUGCAUCUAUGCUUGGGGCUUGCAUUGAUUGAUAUCAACUUGUUUCUGGGCUUUGUCGUUUGGGUGGGAUUUUUUUCUUUUUUUCUCCCCAUUAUGGAAUCCCGGAGCAUACGUCAAUUAUUUUUAGUGUUGUUCAUCGCUGCCAUUUUCGACUAUCCUAUCCUGAUGUGCGUCUAACUACUGAUUUUAGAUACAAAAUUCCAUGAUGAUAUUUAAACAGUUAAAUGUUUUAACUUGGAAUGUUCGCAGUUGGAAUCAUCCUAUUAAGUGUGAGAAUACAUUUAAAGUUAUUAACUGAUUCCAGCCUGAUAUAAUCUUUGUUCAAGAGACGCAUAUCAGGUUAUGUCAUAAAAAUCGAUUUUUUAAAUUGUGGAAGAGUCCUCAGUUUCACACAAACUCCCAGAGUAAAUCUAGAGGUGUUUCUAUUUUUAUUGAUUCCAAUAUCACAAGUGGAGGAUAUAGCUGAUAUUAAUGGUAGAUUUUUUGACUGUUAAAAGAAUAAUUUGAAAUAGGAAAAUGGUUUUGGUUAAUAUUUAUGGACCAAAUGUUGAUGAUCCCUCAUUUUUUAAAACCAUUUUUAUUCUAUUACCCAAUUUAAAUGAAUAUAUGUUAUUAAUGGGUGGUGAUCUUAAUACUUGUCAAAAUCCUUUAAAGGAUAAGUCAUCAUCCAAAUAUCAACUCCUUAAUCGGUCUGCAUCACUUAUUAAUACAUUUUUAAUAGAUUACAGUUUAAUUGAGAUCUAGAGGCAUAUGCACCUGAGUGAUAGAGAACACUCUUUUUCUUCUCACAUAUUAAUAAUAAAUAUUCAAGAAUCGACUAUUUUAUAGUUGACCCUCAACUUUUAUUCAAUGUUCAGAAAUGUGAGUAUGAUGCUUUUGCUAUUUCUGAUCAUGCUCCUUUAAACUUAAUAUUUGAACUGAAAGCUAUUUUAUAAUUACAAAAAAUUUGAAACCUCAAUGUGUUCUCUCUCGAUGCAGAAAAGGCAUUUGAUAGUGUUGAGUGGCCAUAUUUGUUUAAAGUAUUAGAAAAAUUUAGUUUUGGUAAUAAUUUCAAUAGAUGGAUUCAAAUGAUUUAUAAGAAUCCUAUUGCCGCAGUCAUUACUAAUAACUGCCAGUCUUCUUUUUUCUCACUUUCUCAUAGCAAUAGACAGGUAUGUCCAUUAAGUCCUUUAUUAUUUAAUCUUGUAUUGGAGUCCUUAGCUAUAAAACUACUUGAAGCUAAAAAUAUUCAUGGUAUCUCUAUGAAUGGAACCAUAUAUAUGAUUUCUCUUUAUGCAGAUGAUCUUUUUGUUUUUAUUUCAAAUCUUGAGGAAUCAAUUCCCAAUCUUUUGGAAACACUUAAAGAUUUUGGUAAAUUUUCAGGAUGUAAACU